UUUUGCGCAUGCGCAUCAACCACAGACGAAUAGUAAUCCUCGUAAACGGUUGUUUUCGUCCUGUUGAGUAUUAAAGUAGCGUUGUAAAUAUUACCAAAUUAAUGGUUUGAUCAAAAACGGUUUGUGUUAAGAAGUAAGUCUUCAUUAAGCAUGCCACAAAACCUGGAGAGUAACAGAUUUCCAUCAUCCUUUAACCAGUGCACAUCUCCAUCUCAAGGCAUUGUGCUUAAAAAGCGCCACUUCCUGCAUGCUCUUCUGUCUUCUAGGAGUAAAAAAGCAAGAAGGAUGGGCAGCAAUGAGAGAGAUAAUCCAGAGACAAACGAGUUACUACUCUUGAGUAAAGUUGACCCAGCUGUUAAACCUAAAAGUUCCAACUCGGAAGAACUGACAUCGUAUCCGGAUGUGCAGCCUCUGCUUAGAGUUCCACAAAAGUAUCGUAUGAGGGAUCAGUAUGGAUACCUUUUGGCAAACAAAUAUAUGGAAAGGGCACCAGCCUCUACCUCAUGGUUACUUGCAUCACACAUGUCAGCGUGUAGCAAGCUUGUGCUCAGUGUCAGAAGUCUUAAACUUGGAAAACUAAACAUGAUUUUCAGAGGUUUUGUCACAUUGUCAGUGGAUUAUAUUGAGAUUACAAAUGGAGUGCGAAUUGAGGCGUUAGAGCUCACCAGCUGUGAAUGGUGCAGGGGAUGUAAGCAGCUGACUUUGUUUCUGCAAAUGAGUGAUGCAGCACAACGGCAACUGAGAGAGCAGUUUGCCAUGUCUACAGAUAUAAGGAUGUGGGAUGGCUGUCUGAGUGAAAGAAAUUCCUGCUUCCCUCUGACAGAUGAACAAGAAAAGUACCUCAGCAUUAUCUUUGAGAGUGUUCCAACAGUGCUGGAGGAGGCCACACUAGAAGAAAUCUUUACCAAAAUUGGAAGACAUAAGAAUUUGAGUAACUUUUAUGUCAAGCUCACAUGUAAGGAAGCCAGUGACAGACUAAUGGCACGUAAACAUUUACAGAAGGAGUUGUAUUCAGAUCCCUUUUCUCCCACUAAAGUUCAGAGUGACGUAACAAUCCUGAGUGUCUCAGAAAGCGAUGUGGAGGAUGAUGAUGAUGACGACCUGAAAGUGUGUCCAUCCUCACACAAUCAAUUAGCCAAAACACUGGUCAUGUAUCCACCUCCCCCAGCAAAGGGUGGCUUUUCUAUCACUGAAGAAGACCUUAGUUGUCUCAAUGAGGGCGAAUACCUAAAUGAUGUGAUAAUGGAUUUCUAUUUAAAAUAUUUGGUCUGUGAGAAGUUACAGAAGGAGGAUGCCAACAAGUAUCAUGUAUUCAGCUCCUUCUUUUACAAGAGUCUCACUCAGAAUGACCUGAUAGACGAUCUGGACAGCACAGGUUUAUCCAUUCAAGAGAGGAGGCAUAAUCGGGUGAAAACAUGGACCAGGCAUUUGGAUCUUUUCAAGAAGGACUUUAUCUUUGUCCCGAUUAACCAGUCCGCUCACUGGUACCUGGCUGUUAUCUGCUUCCUGGGCCAAGCAUCAGACUGCUUCAUUAUGGAUCCUUAUGAGAACAAGAAUGAGGAGAACUCUAUAGUGCUUUCUCCCAGCUCACCAUUUUCAAACCCCAUGUCACUUUUCUACAAACUCCAAACACCUAAGCAGGUUUCAAAGUGGAGUGCAUCUCAAGGUGAGAUGGAUGAGGGGUUCUGCUUUGUUUCAGAUGAUGACCUAGAUGACGAAUUUCAGUAUACCGGAUCCAGCAGAUAUGCAUGCAAAAUAAGUGAUACUGCUUCUGAACAGCCCUGCAUUCUCAUUAUGGACUCACUCAACUGUAGUGACAAACCAACAGUAGUGAAAACACUACAAGAGUAUUUGGAGAUGGAGUGGCGAGUGAGGAAGAGCUCAUCGUGGAGUUUUGGGAAUCAAGCCAUGAAUGGAUGGAGUGUGCAGGUCCCACAGCAGGAUAAUCAUACCGACUGUGGGGUUUAUGUUUUGCAGUAUGUGGAAAGCUUCAUCACAAACCCUCCAAGGGCUUUUCACCCUGCCAUGGAUCUGAGGGACUGGUUUUCACAGACACUUGUGAAAAAAAAGCGGGAAAGAAUCAAAAGGCUUAUUUUUAGACUGCACCAGGAACAGAAAGCUGACCUCGGAAAAUGAAUGCCACCUAGAGAUUAUCUUCAAUCUAACCUCAAUUCUGUUAGCUAAACUUUCAAAAGGCUAUAUAGAUUAAAUGAUUUUGUUUCCUGUAUUUAGACAAAGAACAAUUUUGUUUGUAAGAUUCUCUAAAAGCAUAUAGCAAAAUAAAGUAUUUAAUU
This is a messenger RNA of Tachysurus vachellii, 2294 nucleotides long. It is a transcript of the gene senp6b, whose product is annotated as SUMO specific peptidase 6b. Lineage: Eukaryota; Metazoa; Chordata; Actinopteri; Siluriformes; Bagridae. The coding region runs from base 151 to 2136 and encodes 661 amino acids. Gene Ontology annotation, cellular component: cytoplasm; nucleus. The record is from RefSeq and is a predicted model, not a curated record. Gene Ontology annotation, molecular function: SUMO-specific endopeptidase activity. The transcript has 18 exons. Gene Ontology annotation, biological process: regulation of spindle assembly; regulation of kinetochore assembly; protein desumoylation.